GUUGUGCAACAUUUUGCCUCUCUGACCUGCAUCAAAGUUACAAGUGAGUCUCUCUAUCAGAAAAUAGUGACCUUGUUUGAAACCAAUGAAGUGCCCUGGAGUAAUCUUAUGUCCAUACUCAUGGAUUCUUGUAAUGUUAUGAGGGGAUCAAAGUCAGGACUGGAAACUCACAUUCGGGAGAAAAAAGCUGGGCACCUGUUGGAUGUUGAUGGUGACAUUUGCCACCAUAUCCACAAUGCCGCAAAGGCAUUCUGUAAGCCCUUUGACUGGUUCUUAGAACAGCUGUUGAAUGAUUUGUUCAAUGACAUGAAGUGGUCUCCUGAUUUGAGGGAGAUGUACCAGGAAAUGUGUGAAAUUCUGGGAAUAAAGUACAGUAUACCACAGAGGUUUUUCAGCCACAGGUGGUUGUCUGUGUAUGAUGUGACUGUGGACACCAAUCGGCUGUUUGAUGCAUCAACUGUUUUCUAUUUCCCCAUGUUGAUGAAAGAGGAACACAGACAACAUCUGCCGACAGUGGUAGAAAUCUACAAAAGAUUAAACGUAUCUGAAGCAUCCAAGGAACGGAUACGGGAAAUACACAAGGAACUUGGUCAAAAAAAAUUUACAAAGGAAGGCAGGGAGAGGAAAGACCGCAUCGUCACACAGAUUUUUACACAGAGAAAACAGACAAAAAUGGUGAUGGGCUUGUACUGUUCAGUCUUCCCUCUCCUCAAACACUUUGUACUACUGUUGGAGAUGAAAGAGCCACUCAUCCACCAACUUCAUGAAUCACAGUUAAAGCUGUUUAAGGACUUCCUAGGAUGUUAUGUCAAAGCAGAAGUCAUCAACACAGCAUCAACCGGAGCUCAAUUGAAGAAGCUGGAUCUGAAGCAAGCUAUUAUGAAACCGAAGCAGAUGUUCAUGGGAAGUAAAGCACUGAAACUGAUCCAGAGUCCUUCAACACCGACCUACAUGGUCAAGGAAGCCUACAUCGCCUGUGGGGAUACCCUGCAGAAGAAAUUAGCACUAAGUAACAAGUUUUUGAAGACUGUUUCUGCCCUUCACCCUCAUGCAAGUGGUCACACACUUACUCUUUCUUUGCUCCAGAAGUUACCAGAACUGGCGCCUAAUGUCCUGACAGAGACAGAAGAGGAACUUUAUGAGUUAAAUAUCAGAAAAUACCAGACAGAUCAACAUCCUGAUUUCCCAGAAGGGUCUCGUAUUGAUGAGUGGUGGGGGAAAGAAGAGAUAUGUCUGAAAUAUCUGUGCCUGUCCAAGAUGGCUAAGGCUGUUCUGUCCUGUUUCCAUGGACCCCAGGUUGAAUCUUCCUUCAAUGUAAUGAAUGACGUCAUUGAUGCCAAAUCUGGGAGACUCAACAUUGAAACCUACCAAGCCAUACAAAACAUAAAAUAUGGUUUGAAAGCUUCUGGUAAAUCUGCUGUGGAGUAUUUCAAGAAGAGGGACCAUCUCCAUGAUAAGGUUUAUCACACUCUUGUGAGGAAUGUCAAGCGAUCAUUCAGCCAGUAUAAGGCCAUUCUUGAAGAGAAGAAAUCAGUUGCCACAGAAAAAACAGAAACAGCUGGACAUUAG
Liolophura sinensis is the source of this 1569-nucleotide messenger RNA. RefSeq lists its product as uncharacterized. The transcript is spliced from 4 exons. The record is from RefSeq and is a predicted model, not a curated record. The coding region runs from base 109 to 1569 and encodes 486 amino acids. Lineage: Eukaryota; Metazoa; Mollusca; Polyplacophora; Chitonida; Chitonidae.